This is a messenger RNA of Chaetura pelagica (chimney swift), 300 nucleotides long. RefSeq names its product transmembrane protein 170A (gene TMEM170A). Bases 1 to 300 code for a protein of 99 amino acids. NCBI's taxonomy places the organism in Eukaryota, Metazoa, Chordata, Aves, Apodiformes, Apodidae. Gene Ontology annotation, biological process: endoplasmic reticulum tubular network organization. The record is from RefSeq and is a predicted model, not a curated record. The transcript has 2 exons. Gene Ontology annotation, cellular component: endoplasmic reticulum membrane.
AUGUGGUACGGCGUCUUCCUCUGGGCUCUGGUGUCUUCGCUCUCUUUCCACGUCCCGGCUGCUUUGCUAGCGCUCUUCACGCUCCGGCAUCACAAGUACGGGCGGUUCAUGUCCGUGAGCCUCCUGCUGAUGGGCAUCGUGGGACCCAUCACCGCCGGCAUCCUCACAAGUGCUGCCAUUGCUGGUGUUUACAGAGCUGCGGGGAAAAAAAUGAGCCCCUUUGAAGCCCUGGUUUUAGGAGUGGGGCAGACCUUCUGCGUGGUGGUGGUUUCCUUCCUACGCAUUUUAGCCACUCUUUAG